AUGCUACUGGCAAUAUCGGUGUAUAUGACAAUAGUUAGUGACCAUCUGCCUCAAAAUUCACAGCCAAUGCCUAUAAUAUCAGGUCUGAUGUUUAUAUGGUACAUUUUAGACGCUUUAAUUGUGUUUGCAGUUAUCAUUAAUUCUAAGAUAAAUACCACGAGGGACACAAAGAAACUGUCAUACGUUUCGAAAAAGUUCGUAAUUAUUACCCGCAAACUUACAUGCCAUGGUUAUAAGAAACAAACAAACAAAACACUCUUUGGGCAAUCUGAAAACUAUAUUGAUGAGGAAACGGCAAACCAGACAGACAACACAGAUGGAGAAAAUCCUCUUGAUUCAAAUGAAAAAGUUGACUCUGAUGCAAUCACAUGGCAAGAACUUAGCCAUUCAAUAGACAAAUGGUGUUUUAAGAAAUGGCAUUCAUUCGCAACCUUUGUAUUAACUAUAUUGUUUUCGCUCAGUUGGGCAAACACAGAUCUUAAACCUGAUAUGCUAGAAAUGAAAGCGUUGUCCGAUGAACUUUUGAAGAACUAUAGCAAAUAUAUAUUGCCCUCAAAACAAAGGCCAUUUAGUGUUACAAUAUAUGUCAGGCUCCGUUCAAUGGGUGAUAUCGAUGAAAUAGAUCAAAUGCUGUCUAAAGACACCGUGGUAUACGACAGCGAAGGUCGUGCAUAUUUUGAUGAGAUGAUGAAAACACGAACAACAUGUAACCUUGAUAUGACCUUCUAUCCAUUUGACAUUCAGUCAUGUAAUAUUGAUGUACAUGUAUUUAUCGUAGGACACCUAUACUACUGGUUUAAUUUAAACAUUUCCGUGUAUAAAGACUUUUCUGUAGACGAGGCUAAUCAUGGCUCAUGGACACUGAUCAACAAAAAUGUUUCGGAGAAUGGCAACGGCGCUUUCAAAGUACAGCUGAAAUUUAAGAGGCGACCAUUGUUCAUCCCUUUAUUUUUUUGUGUUGCCGAUAGUUGGCUUGCCCUUCUUAUACCUGUAGUUUUUGUUCUGCCAAAGAAGUCUGGGGAACGUGUCGGGUACACAAUCACGAUGCUACUUGCAAUAUCGGUGUAUAUGACAAUAGUUAGUGAUCAUCUGCCAAUGCCUAUAAUAUCAGUUUAA
Molecule: messenger RNA, 1116 nt
Organism: Mercenaria mercenaria
Lineage: Eukaryota; Metazoa; Mollusca; Bivalvia; Venerida; Veneridae
Product: 5-hydroxytryptamine receptor 3A-like
Exons: 3
Coding region: 1-1116 (371 amino acids)
Biological process (GO): regulation of membrane potential; chemical synaptic transmission; signal transduction
Cellular component (GO): membrane; synapse; neuron projection
Molecular function (GO): transmembrane signaling receptor activity; extracellular ligand-gated monoatomic ion channel activity; neurotransmitter receptor activity
Source: RefSeq, a predicted model, not a curated record